AAAAUUGCUCUUAUUUUCUGUCACUAUAAUAAAAUAAAAUAAAAAACAUUUACCCAUUUUAAAUUAUUAAGCCUAACUUAUCAAAGUGAGUGAACUCAACUAAAGAGAGUGAUUUCACUAGAAAAUUUGACUCUAAUCCCAGAUUUUAGCGGUGCUUCCCUAAGUUUUAUCCAAACUGCAUAAAACUUGCCACUUUUUUUUUUAAUAAUUACUGUUAAUUACUGUUAAUUAUCCAAGAACAAAAGGGGGGGAAAUUAUGGGAGAGCAGAUUAGAGCAGAAGAUUGGCUACCAGAAGGAUGGAAGAUUGAAAUCAGAGUCAGAAAAAGUGGCAAAAAAGAUCGAUACUAUACGGAUCCUGUAAACGGGUACAUAUUCCGGUCACUGAAAGACAUUGACCGGUAUCUUCUCUCCGGAAAGUUAGGGAAACAUGUAACCAAGAACAAACCAAAGGGGUUAGACGACAGUGAUGAUACAGUGAAUUUUAACUUGAUUCAGCAUAAUGAUGUACCGAUAAUGAAGAAAUCGAUCAAGUCGAAUCAUUCAGACAAGAAGAGAUCCAGAAACAACUCCAAGACAGGAAAAACCGGACCUGAAAAUUCGGAGACAGAGAAGAAAACGGGCAGUAGAUCUUCGAGAGGAGGGAGAGGUUCUAGGCCUAAGAAGAAAAACGAAUCGACUCCUUUCUUUAUACUUGAUCCAGAUCGGUGCGAAGGCAGCAGCGCGGUCAGCAUACCAAACCUAUCUGAAAUCAUUGAUUCUAUGCUCAAGGAGAAAGAAGGCGGUAGUGGUAAAACCGUCUAUCUUUCUGCUCCGGAUAUCGGAUCCCUUCUCGGAGGAAAAAUGUCAGAAACCGGGUGUACUGAUAACAGCAGUAAGAACCCGAAUAAAUCUGCUGUCAAUUACAGCAGUUUAGUUUCUGAUGUAAAGAAAGAAGGUUGUGAAUCUGAGUCAAGAAGCGCGGUAAAACCAUACCAUGAACAUCACGGGCCAUCUCCGAUGCUAGAGAAGGUUAUUAAGGCGGGUUCAGAAAGCCCGGUUUUUGCAGAUUUGUUCGAGGAUCCAUGUAUCGAUUUUGCUAUUAAAACUCUUACAGGUAACAACAGUCUGUUUGGCGUGUAAGAGGUCGUACAUAUAUAUGAUGAACUUUCUGAAUCCACCUCGCUUUUUUCGUGUAAUGACAGUAUAAUCAGCAAAUAUGUUGUAAAGAUGUGUAUCUAAUGUCUGGUGUAAUGUGUAAUGACUGUAAUAGUGUAAUCUUUUCUAGUCUUUUGUUGAAUGUAAUCUUGUAAACAUGAUUUACUUUUCAUAAACUGGCCAUUGUAGGAAAUAAUAAGUUUCAAUAUCUAUAUAAAAAAAAUUAAUAGUA
Messenger RNA from Spinacia oleracea (spinach), 1367 nucleotides. RefSeq lists its product as uncharacterized. NCBI's taxonomy places the organism in Eukaryota, Viridiplantae, Streptophyta, Magnoliopsida, Caryophyllales, Amaranthaceae. Gene Ontology annotation, molecular function: DNA binding. The transcript has 5 exons. Bases 257 to 1120 code for a protein of 287 amino acids. The record is from RefSeq and is a predicted model, not a curated record.